UAUCUUGUUUAUUUUAUCAUCUGUAGCUUUUGUUAUUUGAAGAAUAAUUUGUUGUACCAAAAGGAUUACAAACAAAAAUAAGAAAUUGGGUAAUUUACUGUGGGAAAUAUAUAUAUCUGUAAUGGAUAUAGUUUUCUCUGUGGACAGGUAGACAUAAUGGAUUAAUAGCAAGGAAUUGUUCGAAACCAGUUUAAAAUUUGUGCAGUUUGGAAUUGAAAAGAGAAAUUCUGGUGGCCCUGAUUCCUAUCGACUUUAAUUAGGUGUUAUAGGUGCAAGAAAGAAUAUGGAUUUAUCAUAGCUCGGAGGUUUCCAAGAUGCCUGUAUUAAACAUGGAUCCAUUUUAUCGGUAUCGUCGUGAUGUAGGUGAAUCAACAUCACCGUCUGCUGGCAAUGGUAGUGGAGGGUCUGGUACCGUGGCAACCGAUGUGGCUGGUUCCACAGCCAAACCAUCUGCCAUGGAUAAUUUAAAGAAUAAAAUUAUGGAUGAGAUUAAUUCCUUACCAAUAUGGGCAUUGAUUUUGAUUGGAGCUGGUGUGUUAUUAGUGCUUGGUUGUUGUUGUUAUUGUAUAUGUAAACGAUGUAUCUGUCGGAAAAAGAAAAAGAAGGAAGGGAAAAAAGGACUGAAAGGGGCCGUUGAUUUACGUAAUGUUGCUUUGCUAGGAAAUUCUUACAAGGAAAAGGUACAACCUGACGUAGCUGAUCUUACACAAAACAUGGAGGAUAACGAGGAUGCAGAAAGUACAAAAUCUGAGGUCAAACUUGGAAAGUUACAAUUCCAGUUAGAUUAUGAUUUCCAGAAAGGAGAGUUGAGUGUUGGUGUGAUUCAAGCCGCUGAUCUGCCAGGAAUGGAUAUGUCUGGGACAUCGGAUCCUUAUGUUAAAGUCUACCUGCUUCCUGACAAAAAGAAGAAAUUUGAGACGAAAGUCCACAGAAAAACGCUUAAUCCUGUCUUCAAUGAAACGUUUAUAUUCAAGAAUGUACCUUAUGCUGAGACAGGGUCAAAGACACUGGUGUUUGCCAUUUAUGAUUUCGACAGAUUUUCAAAACACGAUCAAAUAGGACAAGUACAAGUCCCUCUGAACUCUGUUGACCUUUGUCAAGUUAUAGAGGAAUGGAGAGAUGUAGCUAGUCCAGAUAAUGAUUCUGAAAAGGAAAAUAAAUUGGGUGACAUUUGUUUUUCCCUUAGAUAUGUACCCACUGCAGGGAAACUAACUGUAGUUAUACUUGAAGCCAAAAACCUUAAAAAGAUGGAUGUUGGUGGUUUAUCAGAUCCGUACGUGAAAAUUGCUUUGUAUCAGGGAAACAAGCGUCUAAAGAAAAAGAAAACUACCAUAAAGAAAUGUACUUUGAAUCCCUACUUCAAUGAAUCAUUCACUUUCGAGGUUCCAUUUGAACAGAUACAGAAAGUAUCCUUGAUAGUUACUGUCGUAGAUUAUGACAGAAUAGGAACAUCUGAGCCAAUUGGACGUGUUAACCUAGGUUGCAACUCAAGUGGAACAGAGUUGCGUCACUGGAGUGACAUGCUUGCCAACCCAAGGCGACCUAUUGCCCAGUGGCACACACUACAGGAAGUACCAGAGAAAAAUUAAGGGGAGAUAACUUUAGUAGGAUCUGUAGAACUUCUUGUGCAAUCAACAGAAAAUCCAUGUAUUUAUUGUUAUUCAUAUAAAUUCAUAAAACUCACUGUAAAUUUUACGUGUUUUUUCACACAUUGUAGUAAGGUUCAAAGUUCAUAGGCAGAUCUGAUAUAGGUCACUUUUGUGAAGUAGUGUUCAUUUUUGGUGUAAAGAAGUUCACAUUGAAAUGUUGAUUUGUAAAAAAUGUUACAUGAUUAUAAAGUAUUAAAAAAGUCAUUGUUGAAAACUUGUCUAUAGAGUUUUUUGAGAAACGUAUACCAAAAUUUCUCCUAAUUUGAUUUCCUUUGUGAAGUAGUAGAUUUUUUUUAAUAUGAAAUAUUGUAAAAAUCAUAUUUAAAAUACUGUCACAAAUAUAUUUCAAAAUUAUUUGAAUAUGAUGUUAUUAUGUAUUUAACGAACUUGUUAACUUGUUUUAUUUGUGUUGUUGAAAUAAUAGAUACAAAAAAGAAUUGAAAAAAGAAAUACAAUUAAAUAUUUUUUCUAUUUCAAAUUUUGUUUCCCCAAUGUUUUUCAUAAUAAGGCUAAACUUGAAUAUCAGAUAAUCUUCACAUCAGAGCAUAAUGAUGAAGGAUUUUAAUGUAAUACAAAAUUGUUAUUUUAUUGUUUAUUUAAAAUACUUAAUGUUACUGAUAGAAUGUGAGUAAAACACAAAAUAGACCUGGUUAUUUUAAAUCAAACUGGUUUCCCAGGGACCAGAUGAAAAGAUUGACAAAAAGUCUAAUCUGAUUAGCCAGUUAAGAAAAGUAAGGUCACUAUUCUAAUUUGAGAAAAUAUAUAUAUAUAUAUACUGGUUAAAAUAAACCAAGUGCAACACAUUAGGAUGUUAGCUGGACUAGCAUUUAUUAGCUUCAUUCAUUAAUAUUUUUAUUGAAAUAUUUGUACUGUAUUUGCUAUAUUAAUUUUCCUCUUUGCAAAAAACUUUGAAUCACUAUUCCUUCAAUCAGAUUAGACAUAUAUAUCACCAUCUCUGAUAGGCUGAACAAUGGAAUACAUAACAUAGAAAGUGUAUCACCAAUUCUGAUUGGUUGAUCAAAAUGAAUACAUAAUUUGGCAAAAUAUAUUACCAUUUCUGAUUGGCUAAGCACAGCCAAUAGAUGAAGUGGAAAAUUUAUAAGAUUAUGAACACUAAGAUUACUGAUAUGUUUAUAGGUAUGAUUGACUACAUCAGCACAACAAAAUAAUUUAGCAAAUAUGGUAUCUUUAUGAUAAAUAAAAACUUUGUAAGAAAAAGAUCAGCUGAUAUUGAUGAACACUGAAUGUUCUUUCUCUUAGUUUUGGAUAAUAAUCAGCAACAAAUUAAAUUUAUCUGUAAAUAGAUAUUGGCUUGUUAGUUGGAGUAAGAAGUUUGAGUACUAUAGCGGUGAUUUUGUUCUGUGAUAGAGUUAAGUUUUCUUUGCUGUCAUUCAUUUUCUGUACAUUUAAGACAAAAGGGAAAAAGAUUUAUACAUAGGAUUUUUCAAAGUGAUCAAGGAAUUGAUUCUGUGAAGCUUGCACAUUCAAUUAUUUAUAAAAUCACUCAAAUGUGACCCUCAUAUUUUUAUUUGAGGAGUGAUUCCAUUCGCUGUUUCCUGAAAACUUUAAAUCUGUUUGAAUAUAAAUACAUUAGUUCCAGGAUGAGGUUAUAAAUGCUGUUAAGUUUUUAAGUCAAGAUUUUACCAUUCACCAAAUUCAUAUCUCCCUGAGCCCAGACGAGGUAUGAUACUAAAUGAUUAUUUUUUGUUUUUUCUUGAAGCUGGUAAGGAUACUAAAGAUUUGAUAAAAGUAUAUGGAAAUAAUGUUGAAUUAUUUUAAAUUUCACUUGUAAAUACAAAUUAUUCUCUAAAAUAUAAUGAAAGUUUGUUGUAACAUUAUGUAAAAAGAAGAUGAUUUUGUGUUGUGAACAGUAGUAUACAAAUGUAAAAUCUUUUUAUUUGUAGCGUCUUACCCAAAAAAAAUUUCCUUAGGCCAUUUAUAAUUUUUUUGUUCCUUUUGCUAUUUAUAGCUUGAAUGAAGUCAUUGUCAUGACCCAUCUGGGGCCUCAAGUUAAUGUUAUAAUAUAUGGAGUUCAUGAGGUUCUAGUUCACACUGACAACCAUUUUUAAAAUUUGUCUGAAAUGACAGGUAAAAAAAGUUUUGUUUUUUUCAUAUACAUAGUUGAAUAGCUAAAUUGUUCAUGAAGAUAAGCAGCAUUGAUUUUUCCAAUGUAUUGAUAUUCAAUCUAAUCCAGCUGGAAUUUCUUUGCAUUUAAGGGCAUCACAAUCAACGUUUACUGUGUAGAUUGCAGAUACAAGAAAUAGUUAUUGUAACAAAUUAUUUACAAAUGGCCACACAUGGAUAAAUUUGAGUUAUUCUCAGGGUUGGGGAAGGGAGACAACUCUUUCAUAGUAUACUGAGUUGAGAAUUAUGGGAAUUAUUGUCUUAAUUCCAUGGUUGUAUGGGACCAGUGUUUUGUUUAUUUAUAGAAAUUGUUUGUUUAUUUACAUAAGAACUAUGGAAACAGUAUUUUGAUGAUAUUUUUUUUUCACAGAAAAGGGUUUGUCCAUCAAGUUCUGUCAGUCUGUAUGUUUAUAUUUUUUUUCUUCAAUAUUUUGUUUGAUAGAAAAAAGAAUGCAAAUGUUCUUACAUCUAAUUUCAAAAUUUAAGCAGAAUUUUCAAAUGUUCAAAAUCUAUUUUUAACAUAUAUACCAAAUUUUUAUUAAAUUUUAACAUGUUUAUGGACGAAUGGAUGGACAAAUUUAACAUCUGGUAAUGUCAAGGUUAGAUAAAGGUUUCACUGUCUCUGACCUUGACAGUAGAUUGAUGUACAUUGUCAAGGUUAAACUAUAAAGGUCACACAUAGUUAUCAUUCCACUAUAUUACUGUAGAAACUUUUUCUCUUUUGGUGAAUAAAUCUGUCUUGUCUUUUA
Mytilus californianus (California mussel) is the source of this 4522-nucleotide messenger RNA. RefSeq names its product synaptotagmin-1-like. Gene Ontology annotation, cellular component: synaptic vesicle membrane; axon; dense core granule. Gene Ontology annotation, biological process: regulation of calcium ion-dependent exocytosis; regulation of dopamine secretion; synaptic vesicle endocytosis. The record is from RefSeq and is a predicted model, not a curated record. The transcript has 11 exons. Lineage: Eukaryota; Metazoa; Mollusca; Bivalvia; Mytilida; Mytilidae. The coding region runs from base 315 to 1589 and encodes 424 amino acids. Gene Ontology annotation, molecular function: calcium ion binding; phosphatidylserine binding; syntaxin binding.